AUGGCCACUAAGCCGCGGGGUCUUGGAACUGGAAGUCGCCUUGAACCUGAGGACCCUGAAGAUUCCUCCGGCAGCAGCACCGUCGUUGCAUGCAACUAUUCAGACACGCCUCAAGUCCGCACCCCAACCCGCGAGCGCGAGAGCUAUCUACGAUCCAUCACUACCAGCUUAAAUCACCAGUCUGAUCCGGUACAGCAAGGGAACAACACGCCAGAGAGACAAAGAGAGACUGCCGACGAGUCCUCCAUCAACCAGAGCCUCGUCCUCCCUUUGCGCCCCGGUGCCAACGCCAACGAAGACACACCCGAAGGACGCGAUAUUGCAUGGGCUGGAGCAAGUGAAGCAAUUGAAACAAUUGAACGGGCCCUGGAAUCCGAACUCUCGAAUCUCGAAACCUGUUCCGCUGACAUCCCUGUCCUGCCUUUCUCUGUGGGCAGACGGGCUUUGCUUGGAUUCAAGGCAGCUGCUGGUCCCAGAUCUAGUCAGCGCAGGCACAAGCCCAAGAUUGUAACUCCUGAACGCCUCCGUUUCCACAAAUCAUACGCCAAGAUGUCUACCUCCUCAGGAACACCAGAGUCAUGGAUCUCCUCGUUCUGCUCGCUGCUCGGCCAUGAGUACUUCGCGGAGAUAUCGGAAGACUUUAUCGAGGAUGAUUUCAACCUCACGGGUUUACAAACACAAGUCGCCAUGUACAAGGAGGCUUUGGAGAUGAUUCUAGACGUCGAGCCAGAAGACGAGGAAGAGGAAGAGGAUGAGGAUGAGGAUGAGGAACUUGACGAUUCUAUCGAAGGGGAGGAGCGCUCGAACCGCAGAGCAGCCGCAGAACGCAGACACCACCGGAUGGCCUCGGAUCUCUCUAUUAUCGAAUCCUCCGCCGAGAUGCUCUACGGGCUGAUCCACCAACGCUUCAUCUGCUCUCGCGCCGGUAUCCAGCAAAUGUCUGAAAAGUACGAGCUUACACACUUCGGCGUUUGCCCUCGCACCCACUGUGGAGGAACCCGCACACUACCUGUAGGGUUGUCCGAUGUACCAGGUGAAGACACCGUAAAGCUGUUCUGCCCUUCCUGCUUGGAUGUUUACGUUCCUCCCAACUCUCGAUUCCAGACUGUCGAUGGCGCUUUCUUUGGCCGGACAUUCGGAGCUCUAUUCCUCAUGACAUUCCCCGACUACGACCUUUCCAAGAAGGGCGAGCCUAUCUCUGGUUCCCACAACAGCCGAGCUUUACAAGCUGCCGACAAUGAUGAAAAGGAGAAGAUCAACGGCAUGAGCGCUUCCAACCUGGCGCCCGGUCUUGGCCCCGGCAACAUGUACGAGCCCAAAAUUUACGGAUUCAGAGUCUCGGAACGUGCUCGCAGUGGUCCAAGAAUGAGUUGGCUGAGAGAUCGUCCUACCGACGUCACAGAGUUAGAUGAGGCUGCAAUUUUCCACGCCGAUCACCCCGACGACAGCGAAGAGGAUGAUACCAUCGGCGCACAACCUCGACCCCGACAACAAACUCGAAAAACUCGACGGGCAAACGGUGGCGGAAGUCCUAUGGAUAUUGAGCCAAACGGCGCUGCUUUCAACUAA
Drepanopeziza brunnea f. sp. 'multigermtubi' MB_m1 is the source of this 1569-nucleotide messenger RNA. RefSeq lists its product as uncharacterized. The record is from RefSeq and is a predicted model, not a curated record. Gene Ontology annotation, cellular component: UTP-C complex; cytoplasm; protein kinase CK2 complex. NCBI's taxonomy places the organism in Eukaryota, Fungi, Ascomycota, Leotiomycetes, Helotiales, Drepanopezizaceae. Gene Ontology annotation, biological process: regulation of transcription by RNA polymerase III. Gene Ontology annotation, molecular function: protein kinase regulator activity.